AUGUCACGAUGGCGUAGCUCAUUAGCCGUUCUGGCUCACGCAUCAUCGAUCGAAGCGCAAUUCCAAGGUGCACAUCCGAUCUUCAGACGAGAUACUGCUGCCCUUCAUGCGUCCGCGGUUCCCGACUUCCUCGCUCCUAGCUGCCACCGUCGUCACAAUACUUCAUACACUCGCGCGCUUUUCGGUCAGACGCCUUCGGACGCCUCAGAAAGCUCUACUCGCACAAACACUGCUUCUUCGUUGUCGUCGUCGUCUUCUUCUUCUUCUUCUACGCUAACGACCCAAGCAACAAAGCGAGUGGACCAUGCCCAAGUGGCGCGCCCAAGUCGAUCCAACGCUGCUAGCAUCGAUUUUCAAGGAUACUUUGAUGCUGAUGUUCCUGCUGAAAAUACACUUUCCUCAUCCACUACGCCUUUGGACUACUCUAAAGCCAUGGCAGAACAAAUGCAUGCGGCGACUGACGAAGGAGAACUCGCAAAACUUGCAAGAGCAAUCUAUUACAGCUCCGCUGUGCAGGCCGAACGGCAAACAGUCGCCCGAAUGCUGCGCGCCGCGGAUCCACCAGCGCUAAGGAAUGCCUCAGCGCUACACCUCAACGAAAGCUUUAUUCUCAGCUUGGCUGAUGCAUCUCGUGUCGUGACUCGGCACCGUGGCAGGAAGGAUCCCCUUCUCAUGGAUCAGCUUGUGGCCAAGUACCUCCGCAUCACUUGUAGAGCUCUUCCGAAUACAGCUUUCUCGGACUCGUUUCUUGUUAGACUCGCCCGCCGAGUAAGCAAAGCCGGACCACUGUCGGUCAAUGCAGUGUCCUAUCUGCUCUUCGGCAUUGUCAAGGAUUGUCUAUCGCAUCAGCAAGCAGAACCCCAAGCAAGAACGAUCCAUGUCGCCAGCAACAUGUCCUCAUCGCUUUAUCAAGACCGAGCUCAGAAUGUGUCGCAGAUCCUUCUAGACCUCAUGACUGGCUUUUUACGCUCUGGUCGCUUUGAAGCAGUGAAAACCUGCUUUGACCUGCUCAAGGAACACUCGCUGCCAGUCACUGUGUUUCAUCAUCAACUCAAGCUCGUCGCCCUGUUCCGGGAGCGUACCAUCAGCGUUGAGAGAAAAGGCCAAACCGACUUGGAGCGAGAGACACAAGAGCUCUACUCGCAGAUAUUGCAGACUCAAGCUUCGAUGAAGGCUAACAAUAUUGUUCUCGACGACACUUUUCUCGCCACAGUCUUGCACGGCCUCGGCGCACCCCUUCGCGGGCCGCUCGCCACUGUCGCCUCGAUAUCACAAGCGCAAAACGCGCUCGAAAUGGUUCGCGUCGUCUUUCGCAAAUUCAGUGCGAUGCAUCGAUCUGCGGACCUGGGCAGCAAGCCGCGUCUCUUGUCGUCGUUUAUCAAUGUGGAGCUCGACGCAGUCAAGCGAGCGCAUGGUCUCACUACGAGCGCGCGCGCAAAGACCGUCGAGCGUAUCCAGCAUAUGAUGCGUCCGCUUGAGUGGGAAUCCACUCGGACUAACAGCCCGAUCGUGGCUUGUUUGCGAGGUAAGGCAUUUACCGAAGCGCAACUGACAAGCGUCUACCUCAAGAUUCGAUUACAAGCUAUUCUUGGUGAAGUGGGUCGCGGCAUGGACCUGCUACAAGAAUUGCUUUCGUUGAAGCCCAGCGAUCAGCCCGAUGCGGCCAAACAAUGGCAAGAGGUGGUACUGAAACAGCGAAGCAGCGUCGUCAGCCUGUUUUCCUCGGCUAUGCAGCAACGCGCUAGUGUUGACAGGCAAAACACUGCUUUCGAGGUCUUGAGGAUGGCAUUCUCGCCGAUCUGGUUCGAUCGCGUAUGGACUGACGUCGGUUUAAAACCUGAUCUUGCUCUUGCGUGCGAGAUGGAUGUCGAGGAGCACGAUGAGGAGCACGAUGCGGACGAGAUGGUGUUGCGUUUGUGGAAGAGGUGGAUGCAUGCAUGGUCGACUGAUCGUUUGGCCGAGGGGAGUGUGGUACGAGGGGUCGACUCGUCGAUGCACGCGCAUGGCAAGCCUGUACGAUACCGCACAUUCACCGGAAGUUAUCCGUGGCAAACGCUCAAACAGGGUCUUGGACUUCUCAACCAAGUUGUCGAUCAAUACGAAGCUAUGGACGCCAAACGCGCGGUCGACAAAGUCGCGGCUGGUGGAAUGCACCAGGAUGCACUUGCUCAGGCGGAUUUGGACGUCAAGCCUGCGUCGCGGAUCGCACACUUGUCUCAGCUGUUCACGGAUCGCGGUGUGCUCGACAGGAUCGUCAAGUUCUGUGUUCGUGGUGGUCGGCCGGCGCGCGGCGAAACGUUGCGAAUGUAUGUUGGCGCUCGCUUGCAUCUGCUCGUCAACACGCUGACGCGCGUACGCGUCAACGCACGCACCUGGGAACAUGUCGAGUCGUCCAUGCUUCGACAUCUCGCGCUCAUCCCAUCCGACGUCCUACCCACCUCUGAUGUCGCGCCAACGAUGGACGUGAUCCAAGAGCGAAAAGCACGCGCCCUCUUGCGGAUCCCGGAACUGCGCACCGCCUUGCAAAACGCACACCAUCCGCCAUCCACGCUUCCUCCCGAAACAGGCUCCAUAUUCAUCCUCCGACACAUGCUCAAUCAGCACGAGCGUGCGAAACGCCCCCACCAACUCGACGCCACCCAACCCAAACCAGCUUUCACAUAG
This is a messenger RNA of Mycosarcoma maydis (corn smut), 2664 nucleotides long. RefSeq lists its product as uncharacterized. The transcript has a single exon. Bases 1 to 2664 code for a protein of 887 amino acids. The record is from RefSeq and is a predicted model, not a curated record. NCBI's taxonomy places the organism in Eukaryota, Fungi, Basidiomycota, Ustilaginomycetes, Ustilaginales.